Pyrus x bretschneideri (Chinese white pear) is the source of this 1019-nucleotide messenger RNA. RefSeq lists its product as uncharacterized. The transcript is spliced from 2 exons. Bases 3 to 644 code for a protein of 213 amino acids. NCBI's taxonomy places the organism in Eukaryota, Viridiplantae, Streptophyta, Magnoliopsida, Rosales, Rosaceae. The record is from RefSeq and is a predicted model, not a curated record. Gene Ontology annotation, molecular function: S-adenosylmethionine-dependent methyltransferase activity.
UUAUGGAGAGGCACAUCGAGAUUUUCCUGAAGAGGCUCUCCUACGUCUCCAUACUCAUCGGCACCGUCGCCUUCGUCUUCCUCCUCCUCAAAACCCCCGACACCUGCGUCGCGCCGGACUCUCCGCCGAAGCCCCACCUCCGCUUCCCCAAAUCCUCCUGCGACGCCUCGCCGCGCGUGGUCCUCACUCUCCACAAGAAGAACAAGCGCCUCUGGUCCACCAAGACGUGGCAGAACAAGGUCCACUCCUUCUCCAACUUCUUUCGCGCAUUUUAUCAAAUGGGUCUCCUGCACAACGAGUCCAAGGUCCUCUGCGUCUCCGCUGGCGCCGGCCACGAGGUCAUGGCGCUGACCCAGUUGGGCGUCGCCGACGUCACCGGAAUUGAGCUCCUCGAGUCGCCUCCGCUGGUGAGCCGGGCGGAUCCCCAUAACUUGCCUUACUUCGAUAAUGUGUUUAAUUUGGGAUUCAGUGCGCAUUUCGCGGAGGCGUUGUUUCCGAACCGGUUCGCAGCGGAGAUGGAGAGGACGGUGAAGGCCGGCGGGGUGUGUGUGGUGGUUGUGGACGAAUGUGGGAUGAGGAUGUUAGGGAGAUUGUGGAUUUGUUCACGAAUUCAAGGUUUGUUGGUGCUCGUAAUGUUACAUUGACUGGAUUGAGAAUGACAAGGAUUAUUAUGAAAGUUAAGCAUUCGCCUUAAUUUCCUUUUGGAUCUGGGGUUAGUGAGCUACUUAUACUGUGAAUUUGUGAUUUGAAAGCGGAUUAAGCAACCGCGUAUGAACUCGAACGGAUCUAGGUGAAGUUUAUAACCCUUGUGGAGAAGCAUGGCUUUGAGAGCGAAUGGUUUCGCUGCGAUGUACGCUUUGCUUUCCUCUCAAGUCUCGUCAUUUCGGGCAAGUUUCUCUGUUUUAGUUGUGUUCGUUUGAUCUCUUUCUUUGUCUGCUUGAGAUCACAAAUGCUAGGCACUCUUCGAUUGUAAGGAUCUUAAUGAUAUAUGCAAUUUAGGAUGUUCUUCUUGUUGGAAA